Gekko japonicus is the source of this 402-nucleotide messenger RNA. It is a transcript of the gene ADAMTSL3, whose product is annotated as ADAMTS like 3. The annotation marks the transcript as partial. Gene Ontology annotation, cellular component: extracellular matrix. NCBI's taxonomy places the organism in Eukaryota, Metazoa, Chordata, Lepidosauria, Squamata, Gekkonidae. Gene Ontology annotation, biological process: extracellular matrix organization. The transcript has 5 exons. Gene Ontology annotation, molecular function: metalloendopeptidase activity. The record is from RefSeq and is a predicted model, not a curated record.
UGCGUCCGCUGGCAGGUCGCUUCGGGGUGCCAGAAGAUGGCCAGACCCACAGGGCUGUACUGGGAGAUCACCUGGUUCACAGUCGCUACCAUCUGUGCCCAUCGACAGACCAGAGCAGAGCAAUCCCAAGGUGCCUACUUCUUGCCUGAGUUUGCACUUUCUCCGCAAGGAAGUUUCUUGGAAGACACUACAGGAGAACAGUUCCUUACCUACCGCUACGAUGAUCAGACCUCAAGAAUUACCCAGUCUGAGGAAGAUAAAGAAGGUGGCUGGGACGCCUGGGGAGCUUGGAGUGAUUGCUCCCGUACGUGUGGAGGAGGGGCAUCCUACUCUCUCAGGAGAUGUUUAAAUGGCAGGAACUGUGAAGGCAGGAAUAUCCGAUAUAAAAGCUGCAGCAAUAAU